Hypoxylon fragiforme is the source of this 276-nucleotide messenger RNA. RefSeq lists its product as uncharacterized. Lineage: Eukaryota; Fungi; Ascomycota; Sordariomycetes; Xylariales; Hypoxylaceae. The transcript has 3 exons. The record is from RefSeq and is a predicted model, not a curated record. Bases 1 to 276 code for a protein of 91 amino acids.
AUGCCUUCCUCACAACAACAGCCUCCGAACACACCAUGGCAAGACCGACUAGCAGUGGUGUGCCGCGAAUGCCAGAUCGAGGCCCCAAUCUUCCAAAUCGUCUCUGAUCGACGAGGUGGGCGGACUGCGUGGUCUAGCGCAGUUACUGUGUACGGCAAGCGUAUCGAGGCACGUUAUUGGUACGAUGGGAGGAACCUCACCAAUGCCAGGGAGGAUGCCGCGGAGGCGGCUCUGAAUUGGCUUACGAGCCAAACAAACUUAACAACGAACUGGUAA